Molecule: messenger RNA, 681 nt
Organism: Entamoeba histolytica HM-1:IMSS
Lineage: Eukaryota; Evosea; Mastigamoebida; Endamoebidae
Product: Rab family GTPase
Exons: 1
Coding region: 1-639 (212 amino acids)
Molecular function (GO): GTPase activity; GTP binding
Source: RefSeq, a predicted model, not a curated record
AUGAGUAACUUAUUGAUAAGUAUUUGUUUAUGUGGAGAUCCAUUUGUUGGAAAAACAUGUUUUUUCCAACGAUUUUCAAAUGGUGAAUUUAAUGCUAAUACAAAGACAUCUAUUGGAAGUGAUGUAACAUGUAAAAAACUUCAACUUGAUGGUAAAACGUACAACGUUCAAUUAUGGGAUACUGCUGGACAAGAAAUAUUCCGAUCAACUACAACAACUUAUUUUAGAAAUAGACAUUGCAUUUUAUUUACUUAUGAUAUCACUAAAAGGGAAACACUUGAACAUGUUGAAGACUGGAUGAAAGAAUUCUGCCAAGUACAACCAGAUACUUCUAAAACAUUGACUAUUCUUAUUGGCUGUAAAAAUGAUUUAGAAGAACAACGUCAAAUCACUUUUGAAGAAGGUGAACGAUUUGCAAGUACUCAUCAAAUCCCCUUCUUCGAAUGUUCAGCUAAAACAAAUAAUAAUAUUCAAGAAAUUAUAGAAUUUGUUGUUAGAGAAUUACGUGUGAGAAAUAUGCUUGUUGAUAUGAAUCCUCUUACUAAUGAAGAAAAUAAAGAACCAGAAAAUUCAGUUAUUGUUUUAGAAAAGAAAGAUAUUUCUAAUGAACCAUCUGAACAAGUUACUGGUUGUUGUUAAGUUAAUCACAUUUCGACUCUGAAAAAAAAAACAAACAACAUU